Paraphaeosphaeria sporulosa is the source of this 408-nucleotide messenger RNA. RefSeq lists its product as uncharacterized. The record is from RefSeq and is a predicted model, not a curated record. The coding region runs from base 1 to 408 and encodes 135 amino acids. The transcript has 2 exons. NCBI's taxonomy places the organism in Eukaryota, Fungi, Ascomycota, Dothideomycetes, Pleosporales, Didymosphaeriaceae.
AUGCACUUCACCACCCUCCUCAUCGCAGGUCUGACAUCCAGUUUCGCUGCCGCUCUCCCCCAGCAAAUCGUCUCAGGCAGCGAAGUAACAGGCACAACGUGCCUCGACCCCUCGAUCAAAUUCGACACGCACUCCACAAACGUCGCCAUCCUGUCCAUCUGCGGCGGCAUCGCGGGCGCCAUAACAAAAUGCGGCGGCGCGCCAACCUCCACGACCGGUAUCUCCGGGACCUCCAAGUUCACGCUGGAUGCCACGCAGGCGGGCGCUACGAUCAAUAUCAGCAAGGGGCGGUGGGAGCGGUGCGUCAAGGCGGCGCAGUUGACGUGUCCGGGGGGCAGCUUUGCGUCGACGUGUUUGGGGGGUGCGGCACCGAGGGGUGAUGUGAAAUUCAGUUUGACGGAGGCGUAG